AUAUACAGGUUAAUUUCAUCGUCAAAAACCCUACUCUCUGAAGCCGCAGCAGCUCUUCUUCUUUCAAUCUCUCAGGUAAGUAGUGCUUUACAGGAAGAGUGAAAUGGCUCCUGCUAAAGUUGACAGCACAAAAAAGAAUGACCCAAAGUCUCAGGCCACGAAGGUUGCCAAGGCUGUGAAAUCAGGGCCAACUUUUAAGAAGAAGGCUAAGAAGAUCAGGACCACAGUCACAUUCCAUCGUCCAAAGACAUUGAAGAAGGAUAGGAACCCCAAGUAUCCUCGCAUUAGUGCCCCACCAAGGAACAAGUUGGACCACUACCAAAUUCUGAAAUAUCCCCUAACCACUGAGUCAGCAAUGAAGAAGAUUGAGGACAACAAUACCUUGGUUUUCAUUGUUGACAUUCGUGCUGACAAAAAGAAGAUUAAGGAUGCAGUGAAGAAGAUGUAUGACAUCCAGACCAAGAAAGUUAAUACCUUAAUCAGGCCUGAUGGAACGAAGAAGGCAUAUGUUAGGCUGACCCCAGAUUAUGAUGCCUUGGAUGUGGCAAACAAGAUUGGAAUUAUCUAAGUGAUACAAAUAUGUACUGUUGACAGUUUUGUUAGGAGUGUUGCAUUUUGUUAGGACUCCAAUAUCAUUUUGGUUAUCUUUAAAUAUGUGUUGGAAUCUAUCUUUUUUAUUCAACUUUGCAUGAGAUGCCUGAUUAAGAUUUAAA
This is a messenger RNA of Pistacia vera, 713 nucleotides long. RefSeq names its product 60S ribosomal protein L23a. Gene Ontology annotation, molecular function: rRNA binding; structural constituent of ribosome. Gene Ontology annotation, biological process: translation; ribosomal large subunit assembly. The record is from RefSeq and is a predicted model, not a curated record. The coding region runs from base 104 to 568 and encodes 154 amino acids. NCBI's taxonomy places the organism in Eukaryota, Viridiplantae, Streptophyta, Magnoliopsida, Sapindales, Anacardiaceae. The transcript is spliced from 4 exons. Gene Ontology annotation, cellular component: ribosome; cytosolic large ribosomal subunit.